Pieris macdunnoughi is the source of this 396-nucleotide messenger RNA. The record is from the annotation of a GenBank genome assembly. Lineage: Eukaryota; Metazoa; Arthropoda; Insecta; Lepidoptera; Pieridae.
AUGGCUGAUGAACUCGAAAAAGCAUUUUUAUAUUAUGAUGAUAUCAAUAAAAUCAGAAUUGUAGACAAUACCGUACUGAAAGAAACGGAAGACUUGAAAAAUAAUUGCAAAGAAUAUGAAACAAAAGUAGAAGAUUUCAGUAAACUUAUAACUUCAAUACUUGCAACUAUGAGUGAACUAGGAGAAAACGUAGAAAAACAGAAAAUGGCUGCCAUUGGAGCUAUAAACUUGCUUAAAUCUGUUACCAAAGAAAGGGAAAAUGAGCAAGCCAAAUUACAAGCAGAAAUUACAUACAAAACCUCGGAGUUGGAGCAACUCGACAACGAAUAUGAUGCACUACAAAUUCUAGAAGCGACGCAAAACGAAACAAUUGAAUAUCUCACUCAAUUGAGAUAA